Messenger RNA from Punica granatum (pomegranate), 1030 nucleotides. Lineage: Eukaryota; Viridiplantae; Streptophyta; Magnoliopsida; Myrtales; Lythraceae. The record is from RefSeq and is a predicted model, not a curated record.
CAUCUCUCUCGAUUCAAUGUCCCCUCAAAAGUCUUAUAACCUUUUCUCUUUUGGUCCAUUUCAUCUCUGUGAUUCCCAAACAUCGCUCCUCUCUCUCAACCUCAACCUUUGUCUCUCUCCCUCUCUCUCUCCAUCCCUCUCUCAAAGAACCAUUUGGGCAUCUUCUCCUCAACAGUUCACUCGGGCUUCUAACUGAAGACCAGUCAAUGAGCGGAGGAGGUGGUGCCGGGGCCGGCUGGGUCGUGGUGCCGCAGCCGGCGGAGUCGUUUCUUGCUCCGCCCGACUUGGAGAGGGAGGAGCACUGGACCAGCUUCGACGACUCUGUGAAUGCUGUGUCGUUCGGGUUCGUGGCAACCGCCAUCCUCAUCUCCAUGUUCCUCCUCAUGGCCAUCUUCGAGAAGUUUCUCCGGGCCAGGUCAGCCACACAGCCUCCUGCGGGUCGGACGCUCAUGGACAUCGAGUCGGGCCGGAGGGAAUACACUGGCAAGCUCGACCACCCUUCACCAAAGGCUACCGUGUAUGCCAGGGAAGUGUCGGUAGUGAUGCCUGGCGAGGAAAUUCCGACCUUCAUAGCUCACCCGGUUCCUCCGCCUUGCCCUCCGGAGCGUGUCUCCUGGCCUCUCCAUCACCACCACAACCCUUGUCUCGGUUAUUCGACCCCAAACUCGAUAACCCCUUCUCCUUGUUCAAUACAAGACCAACAGUUUCGAGCUAGCUAACGGGGUAGUUUUACGUGAAACCAUUGCAAUAAGAUCCGCGAAAAGCACUGCUAACUUAAGUUCUGGGCUGGGGGAACAAGAAAGCAGAUCAUCAAAUCGACCUUCCAAGGAUUGAUCGGCUGGGGCAGACCAAAGGGUUGGUCCGCAGGUCCGGUGAUGAAGUCUUCCGAAACAGAGGAAGUUCAUGUUAAAGCACUUGCAGAUGUGUGGCACUGUGUAUGAUCCCUUCCACGAACUUGGCAUGUAAUGAUUAUCUGAAUCAUUAGUGGCAUGAGCUGUGCUUUGUGUAUCAAAAUUUUUCAGCUCUAUAA